AUGCAGGAUAAUAAGGAUGUAUGCAGCACCACCCAGAACAUGGAGAAAGAAGAGCUAAACACACGUUUAGAUGCAAGUUCAAGAGUGAAUAGUGAAGAGGUGUUUUUGAGAGUGUAUGAUCUGUCCAAAGGCAUGGCCAAGAUACUCUCUCUACAGAUUCUUGGUUUUCAGGUUGAUGGGGUGUGGCACACAUCCAUAGAAGCGUAUGGAAACGAGUACUUCUUCCACGGAGGACUUGUAGUUCAAAAGGCAGGGACAACGAUGUUCAAUCCUUGUAUUGAACGGGUUUCGCUUGGUAGUACAAGCUGUUCCCAAGACGUUCUUGAAGAUUUCUUCAGGAGUUGCGAAUCAAACUGGAAUGAAAAUACAUACGACUUUUUUGAUAAUAACUGCAACAAUUUUACUAACUGGCUGGCAAAUUUUCUGGUGGGCAAGGACAUUCCCAGUUAUAUUCUUGACCUCCCAAAAAAGGUCAAAGGCUGUGAAAAUUUCAGGAGAUUUUUUGAUAUUUAA
This is a messenger RNA of Vittaforma corneae ATCC 50505, 513 nucleotides long. RefSeq lists its product as uncharacterized. Gene Ontology annotation, biological process: protein modification by small protein removal. The record is from RefSeq and is a predicted model, not a curated record. Bases 1 to 513 code for a protein of 170 amino acids. Gene Ontology annotation, molecular function: peptidase activity. NCBI's taxonomy places the organism in Eukaryota, Fungi, Microsporidia, Nosematidae. The transcript has a single exon.